This is a messenger RNA of Hydra vulgaris (swiftwater hydra), 2444 nucleotides long. RefSeq names its product growth/differentiation factor 6-A. Gene Ontology annotation, molecular function: growth factor activity; cytokine activity. Gene Ontology annotation, cellular component: extracellular region. Lineage: Eukaryota; Metazoa; Cnidaria; Hydrozoa; Anthoathecata; Hydridae. The record is from RefSeq and is a predicted model, not a curated record.
AAUCAGAAUGUUUUAAAUAUACAACAAAUUUUCACAUAUAGAUAACAAAAAUAAAAAAAUGAAACUAACAACUCCCAUUAUUUCUUUGCAUCAUUUUUAUCUCUCUGAAAAAAAGAGCAUUCAAGCUUGAGCAACGUGAAAUAAAAAUGAAAGAGAAGGAUGAACUUUGUUUGGAAACAGGAAGAUACGCAAGCUAAUUAGAUGACAUUGAAUAACGGAACCUAAAGAUUUGAAGAAAUUGUAUUUUAAAGCCUGCGGCAACUGCUAUUUACUCUGGAUUAUAGUAACAACAAUUUUUUAAAGGUUUUAACUUCGAUCGUGAAACAUUGACGCUGUUACUCUCUUUAAAUAUUGAGUGUACCUUGAAAUAGCAAAAAAAAAAAAAGAUUUUAUAUAAAACAUAUAACUAUUCAAAAAAAAACUUUAGCAAUAAAAUGAUUCAAUUGAUUUUUUUGCUUACAAUUUCUGUGUUUAUUGUUCAUGCUCGUUUGGACAAGGAAACAAUAUUUCUACGAGAAGAAGCCCAUCUUAAAAACGCAAGUAACUUUAUAGAAAAAAGUACAGAAAGUUUACUUAAAAUCUUUGGGCUAAGUUCCAGCACAGUUGUAUUAGAAAACAAAGAACAACCGCAUAAAUUUAUGGAAUACAUUUACAAAACGUACACUUCCAUGUACGAGCGUGGAUUACCGUUGUUGGCAGACACAGUACGUGGUUGUACAGACCUCGGAGUAAAUUCGCGUCGUUUUGCUAAUUUUCCAUAUGUUGCUUAUAAAUUCGAUAUACCUAAAAUACAACCAACUGAAACUUUGAUUAAAGUUGAAUUAAAGAUUUUGGUCAGGUUCUCUGAUUUCGAAAUUGUUAACGUAAAUCGAAAUUUUUUAAAACUUUAUUUAUAUGGAGUUCUGAAGGGCAAUAAACAAAAAAGUCCGUUAUUGAUAGAGCUAGCCACUAAAGUUGUCCCAACUUCAUACGAUCGUGAUUCUGUUUGGAUUACAUUUGAAGUAACAUCUUUUUUACUCGCUCAAAUUACUCAAGAGGCACAAAAAAAGCACGUAAAGUUUACACUGAGAAUAAAGUCAAUGCACGGUGGUACGACAAUUCCUCCAACUAUGGUUGGAUUUCAUAAUGCAACACACCAGAAAAACGUAACAGAGAAAAGCAUUUUAGUUUAUUUCAGUUUAGAUAGCGUUAACCAAGACACAAGAACUUCUGUCAACUUAAGAACAAAACGCGGUCUUGCUGAUAUUACAGAAAAUGAACAAAAAAAAAAUAAAAAAAAUAAAAACCAUAAAACAUUGAACAAUGAUAACAAAAAAUGUCGAAGGAAAAGUAUGAAGGUAAACCUUUCAGAAUUAAAAUGGGACAAAUGGUUUAUGAAUCCAAUUAAAUUUAAUGCUUACUACUGUCAUGGGAGCUGCGCACAUCCGCUGACAGUUACUACUGAUAACCAUGCAACAAUUCAAAGCAUGAUGCAUAAAUUAAAUACAAAAAUUGUCGGGCCACCUUGCUGUGUUCCAACAGAGUAUGAAAAAUUGCUAGUUUUAUAUAUGCAAGAAAACAAUCCAACAAUUCGUUUGAUUAACGGACUCAUUGUUAAAGCAUGUGGAUGUAAAUAAUGUUGCUUAAAAUCUAGACGUUACGAUGACGUAACGAAGUUACAACAAAAUAACUGUCCGUUGAAAUGCUUUACCAAAAAUAAUAUCGAGGCUUAAUUGUACACAUUUCAGUGGCCUAACGCGAAAUACAUUUCAAAGCUCAAACUUUAAUUGUUUUCAAGAUUAGAAAAUGUGGAAGAUAUUUAACUUUUGAAAACUUAGAUAACUGAGCUUCAUUGAAAUUUUAAAUUUUGAUAAUCGAAAACUGUUAACAAUAGUAAAAAUUAAUUAAAACAAAGCCUGUAUAUUUAUAUUUAAUAUUUGAGUAACUUAUGACUUUUUUUGUUAAAGUUUUCUAUUUCAUUAUUUAUUUAAAUAGAAUUAAAAUUUUUAUUUAUUAGAAAAUUUUUUUUAAAACAAAGCUAUUUUUUGUUGAUCGUUACAAAGUAAAAUCUAUAUAUAUUAAAUGUUGUCCUUUAUCAUUUUUCUUUAUAUCGUUUUAAAAGUUUAUAAACAACAAAAUAACAAUAACUGUUAGCUAUUACAGUGUUCUCAAGUAUCCGUUUGUUUUUUUUUUAAAAAAAAGUUCUUUUGAAAAAUUUUUAUGAGUUAAGUAGCGUAAAUUUACUUUAUUUGGCGUAGCGGUUGUUGCCGUUGUCAACUCGUUAAUUUGUAUCAUUUGAGUUGUUAUUACUUAUGAUUUUUUAUUUGUUACCGGAUUUGUUUAUACAUUGAUUAUGCAGCGUGUAUUAUUGCUUUGUUCUUGAAUUUUAUUCAUUUGUGUUAUUUCACAUUAAUAUUGCAUAAGUUAUAUAGAAACGAUUAAAAUAUAAUUAAAUGUAUAAAAAA